ACGAUAGAUAUCGAGAUAAGCCAAAGAAAACUCUUAACGCUUCAUCAGAAGAAGAAGAAGAAGAAGAAAUGGAGAAGUACUUUGGGAACGCGUACCGGGGCGACCCUGGAGUGCCACACGCCGACCCGGAACGGUUCGUGAACAUAUGGAUAGGGUCCGCUGCUUUCUCCGCCCUAACUUUUAUCAAUCCCUACAUGUGGACUCUCUCCAAUCAAUACAACUGGCAUGACAAAGCCAUGCUCUUUGAGCAACAUCACUGGAAGAAAGCUCUAAAGAAAAAUAAGGAUUACGAAUUUAAGUGGAACCAGUACAUGGAUAAAGAUGCACGAGACUCGUACUACUUCAAUUGGCCUGUUUACUUUCCAUAGGUUUCUCCAAUGUAUCAGCAUGCUGGUGCUUUUAUUUCCGAAAUCUCCAGAAAGGAAAACUAUUGUAGCUUGAAAUUUCUGUCACUUUUUUUUAAAUCUGGAAACAUUUGGUGAUAUUGCCAUGUGCUGCAUGGUUAUUUCCCUUAGAUUUCUCUAAUUAAAGGAAGUGCUGGUCUUCUAUUUGAA
Nicotiana attenuata is the source of this 554-nucleotide messenger RNA. RefSeq lists its product as uncharacterized. The record is from RefSeq and is a predicted model, not a curated record. The coding region runs from base 69 to 368 and encodes 99 amino acids. The transcript is spliced from 3 exons. NCBI's taxonomy places the organism in Eukaryota, Viridiplantae, Streptophyta, Magnoliopsida, Solanales, Solanaceae.